UCAACAUCAAAAGGGGAGGCAUGGGAGAACACCGCAGCCCUAACCGAGGUGACAACAGCGCAGGAUGACCCGAUUGCUGAUGAUGAGGUCAAGGAUGACCUUGAGUUGGGUCCGGUGCGGCUGGUGCGGCCUGUCGUAGCAUAUGCUAUUAGCGCUGCAAUAGAAGAAGCACGAGCGGUCGCAGCCGGACAACAACCAGCUGAACAACAACCAGUUGAACAACAACCAGCUGAACAACAACCAGCUGAGCAACAACCAGCUGAGCAACAACCAGCUCAACAACAACCAGCUCAACAACAACCAGCUGAACAACAACCAGCCCCCUUACAACAACCAGCUCUUGUACUACAACUCCCUAAACAACAACCUCCUGCACGAUCCAUCGAACAACAACAAGGUCUAGAGCAAACCAGCGAAGGACAACAACUUGAACUUAGAGCCUGCGCCAUCAGGCCUGAACCCAUUCCUGUCCCCGAAGCACCUUCCACUAGCAAUGAGUGUCAGGAAACCGUCCAUGGGGAGACUCCAACAACUCAUAAAGAAGCUAACUUAGAAAAAGAAGUAAAUAGUGUCCGUGAAGCCAAUGUGUUUGAAUACACUGUUGAAGUUAGCAUAGAAAAUCAAAUAGAAGAUGAAAGACAGUCUGAUGAUGAAGAAAAACUCAUUUAUGAAGAUGAUAGUCUUGAAGAUUCUCAAGAAAAACCCCCAGAAAUAAACAGUGAAGUAAAAGAAAACCCAUAUAGUUGUGAUAUAUGUAAGGAAAAGUUUGAGUCGAAGAUGGAUUUAAUAGAACAUGUUAUGGUACAUAUACACAUGGAGGAAGAAGACAAACAUGAUGUCGACAAUGUGUCAAGCACAGAAGAUAAGGAUGAUGUGAGUGAAAAUAGGACAAGUAUAGAAAUUGAAGAAGAAAAGAUUGAUAUUGUAGAGAAUAUGCCAUACACAGAGACAGAAGACAAAGACAAUGUUGUUGAAGUCUUGCCAAGCAUCGAGCAUGAUGUUGCUAUAAUUAUGCAAAGCAUGGAACAAGAAGAGGACAAGAAUGAUGUUGAAAUCAUGCCAACAGAACAGGAAGACAAAGAUGAUGUUGAAAUCAUACCAAGUACGGAGCAUGCUGUUGAAGUCCUGCCAAGCAUAGACCAUGAUGUUGCUGUAAUAAUGCAAAGCAUGGAACAAGACGAGGACAAGCAUGACGUUGAUAUCAUACCAAGUAAGGAGGAUGAAGUUGAAAUCUUGCCAAGUACGGAGCAUGAUGUUGAAAUCCUGCCAAAUACGGAGCAUGAUGUUGAAAUCCUACCAAGUACGGAGCAUAAUGUUGAAAUCCUGCCAACAGAACAGGAAGACAAAGAUGAUGUUGAAAUCAUACCAAGUACGGAGCAUGCUGUUGAAGUCCUGCCAAGCAUAGACCACGAUGUUGAUGUAAUCAUGCAAAGCAUCGAACAACAAGACGACAAACAUGAUGUUGAAAUCGUGCCUAACAUGGAGCAUGAUGUUGAAAUUGUGCCAAGCACAACAAAGGAUGACAAAGAUGAUGUUAUCGAAAUCAUGCCAAGUACAGAACAGGAAGACAAAGAUGUUGAAAUCGUGCCAAGUACAGAAGAUAAGCAUGAUGUUGAAAUCAUUCCAACAACAGACCAAGGGGAUAAAGGCAAUUUAAUCGAAAUGUUGCCAAGUAAGGAGCCGGAGGAAAAGGCUGAAAUUAUAGAUCUUUGUGAUGAUGAUGAAGACGAAGAGAAUAUGCCGAGUGUGGAGAUUGAAGUGGAUAAGCCUGUUGAAGAAAAAGAACAACCAAGCCCGCUGCAAAAGUUCGUGCCGCGUGACUGCUUCGUAAGACUCGAGCGCUGCGACAUCUCACGCUACAUAAUAACACCCCGGGAGCCCCCCAAAAGCUCCAGCGCACCUCCCGAAACAAACCACAAGGACACUGACAAACACCAACAUAAUAUAGACACAAACACAUACGACUGCGAUACAUGUGGCAGAUCAUACAGGCAGAAACAUCAUCUCAAACGACAUGUCAAAAUGCAUUUGCGGACACAAUUUAAAAAGCCAAAGAAACGAAAAGAGUUCAAAGAACCGCUUUUCCCUUGUGUAAUAUGCAACAAAAAGUUCACGCGACCAUACUCAUUACGGAUGCAUGAAAGAAUUCACACAGGGUACAAGCCAUAUUCCUGUGAGUACUGUGAUAAACAAUUCUCAGUUAUAGGAAACUAUAUAAUACAUAAACGCGUCCAUACAGGUGUAAGACCGUACUCUUGCAAGUUGUGUAAAAAAACGUUCGCGCAAGUCGGCCAUUUGAGGACGCAUCAACGAAGCCACACUGGAGAGAAGCCUUAUUCCUGCGAUAUUUGCAAAAAGAGUUUUACGCGCUCCACUCAAUUAAAAUCACAUAUGCGGAUACACACCGGUGAGACGCCUUACUCAUGUGAGACAUGCCACAGACAGUUCAAGGAAUUGGGCGCUUUAAAAAUACAUAUAAGAAUACAUACUGGGGAGAAGCCAUACUCUUGCGAAGUAUGUAAAAAAGGUUUCUCGCAAUCAAGCGCUUUAAACGUGCAUAAACGAAUACACACCGGUGAGAGGCCUUACGGUUGCGAAACAUGCCAAAAGCGGUUCUCAGAUUUGAGUACUUUAAAGGCACAUAGGCGUAUACACACAGGGGAAAAACCGUACUCCUGUAAGAUGUGCAAUAAGGCAUUUACGCAAUUGGCUAAUUUAAGGAUGCAUGAAUGGCGAAACUCGUGUACAAAAAAAGAUGAAGCUGUUAAGCCUUUUCCCUGAAAGGCUGAACUGUGUUCUAGUUGUUAAUGCAGUAUUUAUUUUUUUAUUGUCUGAACAAACUUGUCCAUGUUAACCUGACCAACUUGUCAAAAAAGUCUUGCUUUUGUUGUAUUAGUCUAUUAUUUGUUAUUCUUCUUGUUAAAUAGAAACAAAGAGGAUAUAAUAGGAUAGAGCGGUACUGUCAUAGUAAAUUUUGUAGCCACACGAUUAAAACUAAAAAUAUCCUCUAAAAUGUAUUUAUAUAUGGAUAAAUGAUUUUUUUUAU
This is a messenger RNA of Cydia strobilella, 3046 nucleotides long. Its product is annotated as zinc finger protein 583-like. Gene Ontology annotation, molecular function: DNA-binding transcription factor activity, RNA polymerase II-specific; RNA polymerase II cis-regulatory region sequence-specific DNA binding. The transcript is spliced from 3 exons. The record is from RefSeq and is a predicted model, not a curated record. Lineage: Eukaryota; Metazoa; Arthropoda; Insecta; Lepidoptera; Tortricidae. The coding region runs from base 778 to 2781 and encodes 667 amino acids. Gene Ontology annotation, biological process: regulation of transcription by RNA polymerase II.